Molecule: messenger RNA, 2917 nt
Organism: Neogale vison (American mink)
Lineage: Eukaryota; Metazoa; Chordata; Mammalia; Carnivora; Mustelidae
Gene: PAXBP1
Product: PAX3 and PAX7 binding protein 1
Exons: 18
Coding region: 51-2807 (918 amino acids)
Biological process (GO): positive regulation of transcription by RNA polymerase II; mRNA splicing, via spliceosome
Cellular component (GO): nucleus
Molecular function (GO): DNA binding
Source: RefSeq, a predicted model, not a curated record
CGGGGCCGCGGUGUGGGAGCGGGUGUGAGACCGCCGUGCGAGCCGCGGGAAUGUUCCGAAAGGCCCGGCGAGUGAACGUGCGCAAGCGGAAUGACUCGGAGGAGGAGGAGCGAGAGCGCGAUGAGGAGCAGGAGCCGCCACCGUUGCUGCCGCCGCCGGGCACCGGCGAAGAACCGGGCUCUGGCGGCGGCGGCGACAGGGCCCCUGGGGGGGAGUCGCUGCAGGGCCCCGGGCUGCUGCCGCCUUCCGCGCUGACCCCGGGCUCCGGGGCUGAGGCCGGGGGCUGCUUUCCCGGCGGCGCGGAGCCCGGCAAUGGGCUGAAGCCGCGCAAGAGGCCGCGAGAGAACAAAGAGGUACCCCGCGCCAGCCUGCUCAGCUUCCAGGACGAGGAGGAAGAAAACGAAGAAGUUUUCAAAGUGAAGAAAUCAAGUUACAGCAAAAAGAUAGUAAAGUUACUUAAGAAAGAAUAUAAAGAAGAUCUUGAAAAAUCAAAGAUUAAAACAGAACUCAACUCAUCAACAGACAGUGAACCACCUUUGGACAAAACAGGACAUGUUAAGGACACCAGUCAAGAGGAUGGACUGAUCAUCAGUGAACACGGUGAAGAUGAAAUGGAUAUGGAAAGUGAGAAGGAGGAAGAAAAGCCGAAAGCUGGUGGAGCCUUUUCAAAUGCUUUAUCUUCUUUGAAUGUUCUCCGUCCAGGAGAAAUUCCCGAUGCAGCUUUUAUACAUGCUGCAAGGAAGAAGCGCCAAAUGGCCCGAGAAUUAGGAGAUUUCACUCCUCAUGAUAAUGAGCCUGGUAAAGGCCGCCUUGUUAGAGAAGACGAGAAUGAUGCCAGUGAUGAUGAAGAUGAUGAUGAGAAGCGCCGCAUAGUUUUUUCUGUGAAGGAAAAGUCACAAAGACAAAAAAUCGCUGAGGAAAUAGGCAUCGAGGGGAGCGAUGAUGAUGCCUUAGUAACUGGAGAACAAGAUGAAGAGCUCAGCCGAUGGGAACAGGAGCAAAUAAGAAAAGGAAUUAAUAUCCCUCAGGUUCAAUCAAGUCAGCCCACUGAAGUGAAUAUGUACUACCAGAACACUUACCAGACGAUGCCUUACGGUUCCUCCUAUGGCAUUCCUUAUAGUUAUACUGCUUACGGAUCAUCUGAUGCCAAAUCUCAAAAAACAGAUAAUACAGUCCCUUUCAAAACUCCCAGUAAUGAGAUGACUCCCGUUACUAUUGAUUUGGUAAAGAAACAGCUUAAAGACAGGUUGGACUCCAUGAAAGAACUGCACAAAACAAAUCGACAGCAGCAUGAGAAACAUCUGCAAAGCCGAGUGGACUCUACCAGGGCUAUUGAAAGAUUAGAAGGGUCUUCUGGGGGUAUUGGUGAACGGUAUAAAUUUUUGCAAGAAAUGCGAGGGUAUGUCCAAGACUUGCUUGAGUGUUUCAGUGAAAAGGUGCCACUGAUUAAUGAACUUGAAUCAGCAAUACAUCAGCUGUACAAACAGCGAGCUUCCCGCCUUGUCCAAAGACGACAAGAUGAUAUUAAAGAUGAAUCUUCGGAGUUUUCAAGCCAUUCAAAUAAAGCUCUGAUGGCACCAAAUCUUGAUUCCUUUGGGCGAGAUCGGGCACUGUAUCAAGAGCAUGCAAAACGUAGGAUUGCAGAACGGGAGGCCAGGAGGACUCGUCGGAGACAAGCCAGAGAGCAAACCGGUAAGAUGGCAGAUCACCUUGAAGGCCUUUCCAGUGAUGAUGAAGAAACUUCUACAGAUAUUACAAAUUUCAAUCUGGAAAAAGAUCGCAUUUCAAAAGAGUCCAGCAAGGUUUUUGAAGAUGUCCUUGAAAGUUUCUAUUCAAUCGACUGUAUUAAGUCCCAGUUUGAGGCAUGGCGUUCAAAAUACUAUUUGUCCUACAAGGAUGCUUACAUCGGUCUUUGUUUGCCAAAGCUAUUCAACCCCCUUAUACGGCUGCAGCUUCUCACUUGGACUCCUCUUGAAGCAAAAUGUCGUGACUUUGAGAAUAUGCUAUGGUUUGAAUCUUUGCUGUUUUAUGGUUGUGAAGAACGAGAGCAAGAGAAAGAUGAUGUAGACAUUGCGCUGCUGCCCACCAUUGUGGAAAAGGUGAUUCUUCCGAAACUAACAGUAAUAGCUGAAAAUAUGUGGGACCCUUUUUCUACAACACAGACUUCAAGAAUGGUUGGAAUUACACUAAAAUUAAUAAAUGGAUAUCCUUCAGUAGUGAAUGCAGAAAACAAAAAUACACAGGUGUACCUAAAAGCCCUCUUACUAAGAAUGAGGAGAACUUUAGAUGAUGAUGUUUUCAUGCCCUUAUAUCCCAAAAAUGUCUUGGAAAAUAAAAAUUCUGGGCCUUACUUGUUUUUUCAACGACAGUUUUGGUCUUCAGUUAAGCUAUUAGGGAAUUUUCUUCAGUGGUAUGGCAUUUUCUCGAAUAAAACUCUUCAGGAAUUGUCAAUAGAUGGUUUAUUAAAUAGAUACAUUCUCAUGGCUUUUCAGAAUUCAGAAUAUGGAGAUGACAGCAUCAAAAAAGCCCAAAAUGUAAUAAACUGUUUCCCAAAGCAGUGGUUCAUGAACCUGAAAGGAGAAAGAACUAUUUCUCAGUUAGAAAACUUCUGUCGGUACCUUGUACACUUAGCCGACACAAUCUAUAGAAACAGUAUCGGGUGUUCCGAUGUGGAAAAAAGAAAUGCAAGGGAAAACAUAAAACAGAUAGUAAAACUCCUUGCAAGUGUUCGCGCUCUGGAUCAUGCUAUGUCAGUUGCAAGUGACCACAAUGUGAAAGAAUUUAAGUCUUUGAUUGAAGGAAAAUAGACCCUGUUUGCUUUAAUACCAUUCCCAGUGUAUAAAUUUUGUAUAUAUGUAAAGUUUCUUAAACUGUAAAAUACUGAUUCUUGUUUUAAUACAAAGAACAUUAAUAUUCA